Molecule: messenger RNA, 2481 nt
Organism: Ectocarpus siliculosus
Lineage: Eukaryota; Phaeophyceae; Ectocarpales; Ectocarpaceae
Source: the annotation of a GenBank genome assembly
UGCAAGAAGGGGCUGUGGGCCGCGCUUUGCCAGGCGGAGACAGGCUGAUCGUGGGGGUCGCUAGCCGCCAGCAUGCCUACGCUGGGAGUGAACAGAGAUGACCUCUUCGAGGCCCUUGGUCACGUCUACACGGAGAAAGAGUUCGACGAGCUUUGCUUCGAGUUCGGCAUCGAGCUGGACGAAGUGACCUCGGAAGCAAUCGAAUUGGAGAAGCAGUCGCAGGGUGGAGGUAGAGCAGGAGGGGCGGGAGCAGCCUCGACCGAUGUAGUGUACAAGAUCGACAUCCCGGCCAACCGGUACGAUCUCCUGUGCAUCGAAGGGCUUGCCAGGGCCCUAAGAGUCUUCUUGGGCAAGGAGGACUCGCCCGUCUUCCGCACCGUUGAGCCUGCCGGGGGCGCGGGCGCGCGGCAAAAGAUGACCGUUGGGUCCGGGGCGGCCAAGAUCCGUCCGUACGUUGUGUGCGCCGUGCUUCGAGGGGUGACUUUCAACUCGAAGAGCUACAAGAGCUUCAUGGAUCUGCAGGACAAGCUGCACCAGAACAUCUGCCGACGCCGCACCCUCGUCGCUAUCGGGGCGCACGACCUCAACACGGUCAAGGGGCCUUUCCGCUACGACGCCGUUCCUCCUUCGGACAUCGACUUCGUGCCGCUUACGCCCAGCGACCAGGGGACGUUCAACGCCAAGGCGCUGUUGGACCUAUACAACACGGACCCUUCCGUGAAGCACCUCAAGCCCUACACACCCAUCAUCUACGAAAGCGAGGUGUACCCUGUCAUCAAGGACGCCAACGGGGACGUCUUGUCGCUGCCCCCGGUCAUCAACGGCCACCUGAGCCGCAUCCGGCUGGAGACGACGGACGUGUUCAUCGAGUGCACCGCCACCGAUCUGACCAAGGCCAACAUCGUCCUCGACACCAUGGUGACCAUGUUCAGCGAGUACUGCGGCGACAAGUUUUCGGUGGAGCCUGUGGACGUUACGUACGACGACAACAGCGGCGACGUGAAGACGACGCCCCUCCUUUCCACCCGGACCGAAAAGGCCUCGGUCGCGGAGAUUUGCUCCAUCAUCGGCGUCGAGAUCGAGGAAGAGGAGAUCUGUCGGCUUUGCACCAAGAUGCAGCUGGGGCCGGCCGAGGUAGUGGAGAUGGGAGAGGAAGAGGGAGGGAAGGGGAUCAAGGUCACGGUGCCGCCGACUCGCAGCGACAUCUUACACCCGGUCGAUGUCGUAGAGGACGUGGCCAUCGCCUACGGUUUCAACAAGAUUCCGACAACGCUGCCCGCCACCCUCACGGUCGGGGGGCACCAGCCGCUGAACAACUUCGGAGACCUCCUGCGGGAAGAGAUCUCCAGGGCCGGGUACACGGAGAUGCUGACGCACGGCCUCUGCUCAAGGGCGGAGAACUUCAAGAUGCUUCGGCGCCAAGAGGAGCCGUGCGUGUCCCUGUCCAACCCCAAGCACGUGGAGUACGAGGUUGUUAGGACCAGCCUGCUACCCGGAGCGUUGAAGACGGCGCAGUUCAACCGCGCGAUGCCUGUGAAGGACGGCGUGCGCCUGUUCGAGAUUUCGGACGUGGUCGUACGCGACGAUUCCUGCGACACCGGGGCCAGAAACUGCCGCCGUCUGGUGGCCACCUACAUGGGGCCCACCGCGGGGUUCGAGAUCAUCCACGGUCUCGUCGACAGAAUUAUGUCGCUCGUUCAGGUGGCGCCUUCGGAAGAAUAUUCCGGGAACGAUCCGCGUGCACGAGUGGGGGGUCCGUGGAGGGAGAACAUGCGCUACCGCAUCGACCCGGUUGACCGCCCCACCUUCUUCCCGGGAAGGUGCGCGGACGUUUUGCUGAUGGUGAAGGACACGGAGGAGGGGGGCUCCGCCGGGUGGAGGGAAAUCAGGCUGGGGUCUUUCGGGAUGCUACACCCGGAGGUGCUCAAGGCCUACGACUUGCGGGAUCCCAGCUCCGCCGUAGAGAUUGAUCUGGAGCCACUCAUGUAACGAUUUGGCAACAGUGUGUGUCGCCAACGUUGUUCGGAGGGCAUUCUCUUUGUCAAGGAACAGGUGGUGUGCUUGUCGGGUUACUGCUGCUGCUGCCUCGCGUUUAUGUGGCGUAUGUUUCGUGAUGGCCUUCUUCACUUCAAACCCAUUGAUGCGUUUUUGGGGGCAGUCGCUUUUUAUGGCUAGUUUUACAAUAGUUCGUUCACCGAAGCCCUGUAUCGAUUUCAGGUAUAAGGCAUCGAAUUACUCUCGUGGUUCACCUGUCCAUCUUGCAAAUUUUUGUGCGUGGGGAAAGCAUAAGCUUUGGCAGUCAACUGGCGUUUUGUGUAUCGAGUUGCAAUUGCUCUUGUAAAGAGAUUUUGCAAUCGAUAUUAGAGUCUGUUCCAUCAUCGUGGCAACAACACUACUUGUGUGCUUUUUGUUCACUUGGUGUGAUCGGUGGGAUUCGCUCGAACGGAACAGUAUGGCUCCCAUUGGUUUUACAGCCUUCUG